This is a messenger RNA of Octopus bimaculoides (California two-spot octopus), 2579 nucleotides long. RefSeq names its product TOG array regulator of axonemal microtubules protein 1. Gene Ontology annotation, biological process: microtubule cytoskeleton organization. Gene Ontology annotation, cellular component: cytoplasmic microtubule; cilium. NCBI's taxonomy places the organism in Eukaryota, Metazoa, Mollusca, Cephalopoda, Octopoda, Octopodidae. Gene Ontology annotation, molecular function: microtubule binding. The record is from RefSeq and is a predicted model, not a curated record.
GACAAAGUUAUUGGUUGCUUAUUAGCUUUGAUGGCUGUCAGCAAAGAAUUCAUCAGGAAUGAUGUAGAAAAAGCAUUUGAUGCAAUGGUUGAAAAUAUCACCUGUACGAAGGCUUUGCCGAUCCUCAUAACCAAAGGUUUGAAGCACCGAAGUGUAGGUAUAAGAAAAACUGCAUCAUAUUACAUAACAGUUAUUGCAAAAAAAAUUGGUCACCGACGAUUAUUAAGUGGUGUUAAAGAUUUGACGGAUAAAAUUCUACAAGCCACACUCGACUGCUUAACUGAUCCAUCCAACGAAGUACGAUAUCAUGGUAAAGAAAUUCUUUUUUUGUUGAUGGAAAACCCAAGUUUGGAACAACAGCUAGAGAAAUACCUUCCUUCUGAAUCUAUUAAUACCAUGAAAAGUCAAAUAGAAAAUUUGAAUAAAAAGGGUUUGGUUGAAAUGUCUUAUGACAUAUCAUCUGCUCCACAUUCAGCAAAGUCUUUGUCCUCAUCAAGGACUGGAUCUGCUGCAAGCUUAGUAAAUGUUCAUGCUAGUGCAAAACGACCGAUAUCAUAUAAAAAUAUUGAAAUGGUACAAGAAGAAAUAAAAGAAAUGAACAAACUUCUUUCUGCUAAUGAUUGGCGUGUUCGACAAAAAGGUCUUGAAAAUUUUAAAGAACUGUGUGAUUCAAACCCUAAUAUUAUUGCAACAAACAUCACUCAGAUCUUUGAUAACUUUUUGCCACGGCUACAGGAUGCCAAUAGUAAAGUGAAUUUACUAGCUUUAAAGAUAUUACUUGAUGUGAUACCAAUCAUUUACCCAUCGAUGGGACAAGUUAUCAACUUAACUGUGAACUAUGUUAGCACCAACUUAUCCUCCAAAAACCUUGAAAUUCACAAUAUCACUAUAAAAAUUUUGGAUUUGUUAAUACAUUAUUUAGAACCAAGCAUUUUACUCCGUCCUUUUACAAACCAAGUCACAAGCAAUGCCCGAAAAUGUUCUGAAAUUAUACCGAAAAUUGCUGAAUUAGUAGAAAAAGAAUACAAGUUAAAACCAAAGCAAAUGGAAAUGUACAUUUUACCUUUAGUACUUCACCUUAUCAACUGUGUGAGCAGUAGUGCUACUGUUCAAGGUGGGAGUUGUAACUUGAGACGGGCAACAACUCACCUCAUAUGUAUUCUAAACCAACAAAUGGGACAUACAUUGAUGGAUAAAUUCUCUCAACUGGUAGGAGUUACCACCAGACAUCAACAAUAUCUCCAGGAUGUAAUAAAUAUUACCUGAAGAAUUGUUUAAAUGAAAUUUUUAUAAGGAGACACGACAAAAGAAUGAAAGAAGAUUUAGAGAAAGAAAAGAAGACUAUUUUUUUAAAUUAAUGCACAUGAUUGGGUUUUCUUUUUCCCCCUUUUCUUUUCUUUUUUUUUUUUUUUUUUUUUUCAAUCAUAUCUGACACACCUUUAAAUUAAUAACAUUAUUCAGAAGUUUAAAUUAUAAAUUCAAACAGUAGUAAUAUGAUGAAAAAUCCCUUUCUGGUGUGAGCAUAUAGUCAGCUUAAGAAGAAAAUAUAUUUAGUUGAAGGUGAGUUCAGCUUAUUUAGUUGAUAAAAGUGAGUUCAUCUUAAGUAGUUUAUGUGUGAAGAAUAAAUGAUUUGCUUUGUUUUGAUUUGAGUAAAAUCAAGGUUCUUUGUGAAGAAUGGUUUGACAAAAGGAAUUCUGUCUUGUAUUUCUCACAGAUUUUCUUUGCAAAAUGAUUUAAACACAAAGAAUAUUGAUGAGCAAUGAAAACUUUUAAAGCUUCUCAAAUUUUUCACUCUAUUGCAUAUAUUAUUUGAGAAAAUGCUUAUUUAAUUCUAGAUCAUUUUAUUUUAUUUAUAUGUGAUCUGGUUUAGAUCUUUGUAGAAGCUAUAGAAAUUACACUGAAAGUUAUUAUUUUUUUUUUUAAUUACAUUUUCUGUUUUUUACUGAGUUAUUUUAAGGAUAAUAGAAUGGUUAAUAUAGAAAAUGAGAUUUAAAACUGUGUACAAUGAAGAUGAUUGUAAUAAAAAGGAGAAUGCAUGUGUCUGAAUUUGGCAGUGAUAGUAUCGAUACUAGUGAUAUUAAUUUUGGCAUUGCUCUUUCUUUUUAUUGCAAUAUGGUGGGGACUUUGUUCAUGUUUACUAUGUAAAAUUAUACUGAAACACCAACUAUGCAACUUUUCUUUCAAUUACAAUGAUAUUGGCACAAUUAGUAAUGAUGAUAACGAAGCAAAAAAAUGUAGAUAUAAUCAUUUUCAUAAUUAUGAUCUUAAUGCUUCAGAUUUAUGCGGAUUAUAAAGGUGAUAGUUAUGGUAAGGAUUAUAAUAUUCUUAAUGGAAAGGAGGAUUGGGGAAUGCAGAGACAGUAAUUUAUUUUGUCCUUGUUUAUGUGAACUUUAACUCCCACUAUUGGGAGGGGGGAUCACCUUUCGCCUCUACAGAGGUCAAUAAAUUGAAUGUCAGUAAUGUAGUAGGGUCAGUUUGAUUUACUGUACCAUCCUACACAAAUUUAUGUCUAUUUACUAAUAUAAGAAUUCAUGUUUAAUGGAGAUGUUUUAUCAUCUAUAAAUGGGGAAGACUGUAAA